AUGUCCACGACAACUGGUACAGUACCAACAGUUGGUGCCCCAACUUCUACAACAACAACAUCGACAGCAUCAUCCUCUGGCGUAUCUGGCGAAGGUGUUCAUCAUCAUGUUCAAAGUGCUUCUCAAAUAGCUAAUGUUGCUCAGUUAUUACCAUUGGAAUUAGUUGAUAAAUGCAUUGGUUCUCGUAUCCAUGUCAUUAUGAAAACUGAUAAAGAAAUUGUUGGAAAUUUACUAGGUUUUGAUGAUUAUGUUAAUAUGGUAUUAGACGAUGUGACCGAGUUUGAAACUACACAAGAUGGUGGUAGUCGGAUAACAAAAUUAGAUCAAAUAUUAUUAAAUGGAAAUCAUAUUGCUAUGCUUGUACCAGGUGGAGAAGGACCGAACAUGGGAGGAAAGUUUAUUUGGGAUAUUCUAUCCCUUGUGAAUAGAGCAAUGCACUAUCCACCUUCGUCUCAACAACAAACGCCACCUCAAUCCCAGAAUCAACAACAAAUUUUUGUUGUUUCCCAAACAUCCAAUUUAAACAACAAUUCUAAUACAAAUCAAGUAAAUGCGUCUAAAAUGUCCUAUCUUUACUCGACAACUACGAAUCAGCAACAAAAUACGCCAACAAAUAUUCUACAUCAAACUCAAGGAACUGUAAUAACGACAAAUGGAACAACAAUGAUUACAAAUCUUCAUCAACAGCAACCGUCGUAUCAGCAAUUCCAGCCAUCACAGCAGCAACAACAGUUUAUAGCCAAUAGAUCAUCACCUUCGACAACAUCAAUGCCAUUAUCGCAAACAAUCAAUCAAAACUUACAACAGAGAACAAUCACGGUUCCGAAUAACACAUCACAGAUUUCGAAUCAACCGCAACCAUCAUCACAACAGCAGUACAUGUCAGCGCCAACUAUACCUGUUCGUCAAACAUUUACAACCGUCACUACUCCUAUUUCAUCCUCGGUACAAAGUUUUUCAGUGUCAGAUCAUUCAAAUUCAGUGCUCAACAACAAUAUUUUGACAACCUCUUCAUCGAUCGCUUCUAUUUCUUCACCAUCACUCCUCGCACCUAAUAAUCAGGUUCGCACACAAACACCAUCGACUAUAAGACCACAAGUUCCACAUACAGCAGCCACUUCUUCUAUACUGCCACAACAACAACCUCUCACAACAACUACAGCAAUUCCAUCUUCUCCUCUUACUCCUCGUCCUGAACAGUUUCAACAGUUAAUAAAAUUUUGUCGACAAUUUAAUCUAAAAGACACAGAAGAAACAUUAACUAAAGAAUAUCAACAAAUUCUAGAUUCGCAGAAACCAUCAGAUAUGAAAACGACAUCAACAGUCACAUCAUUGAAAUUUGAUUCAGAACAAUAUUUUCAAACGUACGAUGCCUAUUUGAAUUAUAUCCAGGAACAAAAUGAAUCAAAUCGACAUGAAUUUUCACAAUUACUCUAUCCAUUAUUUGUACACAUGUAUUUAGAAUUGAUUGAAAAUGAUAAAUUACAUGAAGCGCAGCGUUUUUUUCAUUAUUAUACAAAAACUAAACCUAUAUUACAACAGAAAAUAUUUGUUACACAUGAAGAUGAUUUAUAUAAAAUCAAAUCUCUCUUAUCUAAACAACAAAUCGAACAAAGUGAUUUUGUUAAAUCAUUUCGAUCAAAUGGUCGUUAUUGGAUUAAAUUGUGUGAUUCGAGUUUAAAAACGUUGGAUCAACUAUUAAUUAAACAGCAAAAGUAUCCAUUGUUAACACGUCUCAUACAACAAUAUAUGCAAUUGGAGAUAAGUGAUGGACAAGCUAGAAAUGUUGAAAUUCAACAGUUAUUAAGUGGAGGAAGAUUAGGAGAGAUAAAAACGGAUGAUAAUCAAAAUAAAAUGUACUAUGGACUUUUGAAAGAACAUGAUUUAACUCGAAUUCAGUAUCACAAAACAUUACUGGCGCCACCGACACAAACCACAGCAAAUGGUACGGGUGGCGAUGAAGAGCAACAGCAAGACGAGCAACAACCACAGCAAAAACCAACCAUUACAAAUCGUAAAAAACUAAAACGUGAUAUAUUUUCACAACGUCCAACUAAAUCGUCUCAACGUGUCGAUCCAAAUUCACCACUGUUAACUCGAGUGCCAAUUCCAGAAUUACGUGAACACGAACGAAUAGAUCUAUUGAAUAUGUACAAUGAAGACUAUACAAGGAUAUUGAAAGUAACAGAAGAAAAUCUACCAUCAUGUUGUUAUUACACACUAUUAAAUGGUUAUUUAGAAAUCAAUUAUUUAGAAUUAUCUGAUGAUUCUACGUUGUUAGCAGUUGGUUGUAAAAAUUCGACAAUUUUAAUUUAUUCGUUGAAUCGUCGAAAAUUAAUCACAAUGAAAUUGUCCAAUGGUUUAGAUACAUUGGAUAAGUCAAAUGAACAUGUCUACGAACAAAUGAUGAUGGAAGAAAAUGACGAAGAGGUACCAUCUAGUGAGAUGGAAACAGAUAAAGAUAACGAUGUUUAUAGUCAACGUCUAUUAUGUGGUCAUACCGGUCCUAUUUAUGGUUUAUCAAUGUCGAGAGAUAAAUGGUUUCUACUAUCAUGUUCUGAAGAUUGUACGAUUCGUUUAUGGUCCCUCUUAACUUUUACAUGCUUAGUUGUCUAUCGUGGACAUAUGCAACCUGUAUUUGAUAUUCAGUUUGGACCAUUUGGUCAUUAUUUUGCAUCAUGUUCAUUAGAUAAAACUGUUCGUCUAUGGUGCAUGGAUCAUUCACAAACAUUGAGAAUAUAUACGGAUACAAUAAAUGAUAUUGAAACAGUUUGUUUUCAUCCAAAUUCAAAUUAUCUAGCUACAUCAUCAUCGGAUAGACUUAUUAAAAUAUGGGAUCUACUUGAAACAAAAGAUGGUAAUGCAAAUAAACCUAUUCGUCAAAUGUCUGGUCAUAAAUUACCGAUAUGUAUUAAACGAUUUACAAAAGAUGGAAAAUAUUUAAUAUCGUGCGGAUAUGAUAGACAUAUAAUGAUUUGGGAUAUGGCUAAUGGAGCAUUAUUAACAUCGUUUAUAGGACAUAAUGAUGCUAUAUUUUCCAUGGAUUAUUCUCGUGAUGGUAAUAUUCUUGUUACCGGUAGUUUAGAUUUUACAAUUAAACUAUGGAAUUUAGGAAAAUUAAUUAAAGAUGCUCAAGAUCAAAAAUUAGAGACGUUAAAUAAGAUAACACCAAAUCAUAAAUAUGAAAUGGUUUGUUAUAGAACAAAACGUACAUCGACAAUCCUUUUACAUUUUACUAGACGAAAUUUAUUAAUGGGAGUAGGCGUUUUCAUACCAUUACCACCCACAGCUUUGUCUGAAAUAUCAUCAUCUACACAACAGCAACAAGAGUCAUCAUCUACAUCUCAGAUAAAUACAUCAACAACAACAACCACAACAACAACAAUAACAACAACAACGACGGCGACAACAACAAUAAGUAAAAUAAAGGAAGAAAAAUAA
Molecule: messenger RNA, 3441 nt
Organism: Didymodactylos carnosus
Lineage: Eukaryota; Metazoa; Rotifera; Eurotatoria; Philodinida; Philodinidae
Source: the annotation of a GenBank genome assembly